UGCUUUGGGAAGUGAUUUCUUUGACCAAAGCAACAUGGCAGAAGCAGCACAACUGAAUCCGGAGCUUUUUACAUGUCCAAUUUGUUUAGACCUUCUAAAAGUUCCAGUUACUAUUCUGUGUGGUCACAGCUACUGUAAGGGCUGUCUGAACAGUUUCUGGGAUCAGGAAGAUCCCAAGGGCGUCUACAGCUGCCCCCAGUGCAGACAGACGUUCUCUCCAAGACCUGUGUUGAACAAAAAUAACAUAUUCGCGCAGCUCGUCGAACAGUUACGGAAGACUAUAAUUCAGGAGCCCGUUGGUGUUGAUUCGGGGGGACCAGGGGAUGUGGAGUGCAACGUAUGCACUGGGAAGAACCUCGGUGCGUUCAAAUGCCUGGGGACACGGUCCGACUCGGAACCAUACAACCAACUUCAUAGAGACGCGCAGUCGGCUGUUGACGCGAUACGUCAAGGGAAGGAGAAGAUGUGUCCUCGCCACAAGCAGCUGAGGGACACUCAGAGGAGUUUCCAGCGGAGAAUUCUGGAGGGAGAGAAGGAGCUACAGGAACUGCAUGAUGUUGUGGAAACUCUCAAGAGCUCUGCACAGUCAGCGGUGGAGGACACGGAGGGCAUGUUUGCUGAGAUGAUGCGCUCCCUGGAGAGGAGGUGCUCUGAGGUGACAGAGCUGAUCAGGGCUCAGGAGGAGGCGGAGGUGAGCCGGACUGAAGCACUCCUCAAGAAGCUGGAGCAGGAGAUUGCCGAGCUGAAGAGGAGAGAUGCUGAGCUGGAGGAGCUCGCACAUUUACAGGAUGAUGUCCAUUUCCUCCAGACGUUCCCUUCCAUCAGUGCACUGCAGUCCACGUUCGUGUCCACCAUAGAGGUGUGUGAGAGCCUCUCCUUUGAGGCGGUCAAGUCGUCAGUGGCCACCUUGAAGCUGCUACUGGAGGAUGUUUUGCAGCAGGAGUCCAUCAACAUAUCAGCUGCAGUGUCUACAAGGCGAACUGUUCUUGCCGAACCAGUGACCAGAGAAGACUUCCUGCAGUACUCCUGUCCCCUAACACUGGAUUCGGAGUCGGCUUACAAACACCUGCACUGGAACGUAAAGGACAGACAGCUGGAGUGGACCAAUAAGCCAUUGUCAUGUCGUGACAAUCCAAAACGAUUUGACGUGUGGGGGCAAGUGUUGUGCACCGAGGGCGUGUUGGGCCGCGGCUACUGGGAGGUGGAGUGGAGAGGAGAGCUGGUUCACGUGGCCGUCUCCUACAACACCAUCGGCAGGAAAGGCUACGGCAACGACUGCGGCUUCGGCUUCAACGAUCAGUCGUGGAGCCUCACGCUCACCAGCUCCGGUUCCUCUUUCAAGCACAAUAACGAAGAGACAAAACUCCCCCUGGUGGCCAGCCCCAGAGUAGGGGUGUACGUUGACCAGGAGGCAGGGACUCUGGCCUUCUACAACAUCACCAGCGACGACUCCAUGACUCUCUUGCACAAAGUGCACACUGCGUUCACGCAGGACCUCUACCCCGGGUUCACCUUGGGGCCCUUCACAAGGUCAUCUGUCAAGCUGCUCUGACUUUUACUUUAGAUUACAUUACAUUGCAUUACAUAACAUAACAUGACAUGACACUUCAUGACAUUACAUUACAUUGCAUUACAUAACAUGACAUGACACUUCAUGACAUUACACUACAUAACAUUGCUUUAUAUUACACUACAUUAAUUAUAUUGUACAACAUUACAAUAGCGACUUACAAAUGAGGUGGUACACUACCCCUAGGGCUCCGGUGCUACGUACAGGAGCGAUUAUAUCCCCCAUAGAGAGAUGUCGAACGAAUUUCGACUGGAAGAGAACAUUAGGACAUGUACUGUAUAAUCAGUCCCCGGUUCUUUGAAGGAGAAUGAGGGAGGCAUCUCUCUUCAGAUCCCUUCACAUUCACAAGCUCAGAGGUUUAGUUGUGGAAAGAGGACUUGGCGCAUGCACGUCUCCGCUUUUAUACCCUCCGGGAAAGCAGCAGUUACAGGUCCUUGCAGCUGUCUUGCCUUCGGCGGUGAUUACAGAGGUGCUUCGGUGGUUGUCUCCAGUGGUGUGCACAAACAUUUGGGGGGUUAGGUGCUGAAGGGGGAAUGAGGGGUGGAAGGAUGAUGGGCAAGUGGAACUUCUGAGUGCCUUACUAGGUUAUAGAGGCUAUAUAUUAUACCGGGACAUUAUUGUCUUAUGGUUUCACGAGUUGAUUAUCAUGUCAACAGUGACCACAGUACAUUGUGACAUAAUCUUUCAAAAGGGCAUUUUUUUAUCCAGUAGGGCAAAGGGGCAGGUGCUUUAGCACCACCUCAUCCCUAUCUGUGCACGCCUAUGGUUGUCUCAUAAGAUAAGAGAUGUUGUCUCAUUCUCCUUCAGAGAACCGGGGACAUAUACAUGUCCUAAUGUUUUGUAAUGUUCUAUAUAUAAUACAAGGGUACUGUGUAGAGAAGGUCUUUGCUCAUCUCAAGGUGGAUGAUGCCGCUCAUUCCCCAUUUCUAAGGGCUCUUUCCAUUAUCCUAACUCCUGUCCUCCCAUUUUCGACAGAAGUUUUAAUUCAUUAGCUGGCAAAAGUGCAAUUCAAAGGACAUUUUAUCAUUUGCAAUGGGGAUGUUGAAUGGGAAAAUGUCCCCCAAAAGUUGUUGUGGCUAGGCUGACAACAGGGAAACAUAAUUGCUCUCUACACGGAGGUGGGGCAUCAGCAAAGCGCAAGGGUACAAGCACAGGUCGAGGACAGGAGGAUUAUGGGAAAAAAUACCUUAGACUCUGCUGCCGUACAAUUUCAGAACGCAGUACCUUAAAAAUGGUCGAAAUUGAGUUUAUACCGGGAAAUUGGCUUUAAAAUAACUUGUUUGUCUUGUGUCAAAAAAUGUUGUCAAACUUUGUCCCGUUUCAGAAAAAAACGAUAAAAACCGACUAUACUGCUCUUUUUUAUUUAAGAUGUUACCUUGUCUUCCAAGCCAAAAACGCAGUAUAUCACGUGAGAUACUGCACUUCUCCAUUGAAACCGUGGUUUGGGUGUAGGCAGCAAUACCACAACAGAACACAGCAUAUUGAUUUUUCAGCUAAAAAGUCAUGAGAAGGUUAUUUAUUUCUUUUUUUUCUUGUGUGCAUACAUUUCCACCAUAAAAAAAGUAUUAUAUGGAAGUGUCAUCAUCAUGACUUUACCUCCAACACAGUUGCGUGACCAGAAAGGAAACUUUAAAGCCUUUUUUCUCAGUUUACCAGUACGGAAAGAUACUGCGUUCUGAAAUUGUAGGGCAGUAUAGGUUAUAGCCUAGGUCUAGGUGCAUGUCAAACUACUUCCAUCUGUGCUUCCCGGUGACCUUUGCCCUUGUGAUGCAAGGCUCAGCCUAAAUGAUGAUCAAUGUCUUUAUUCAAUGUCUUGCAAAAGCACAAUUCAAAGGUCUCCCAUUUGUAGUCCGGAAUGCCGCCCCCAACAGAAAAAGAAAAUGACUGUUGCUUGAUUGACAGCACAGAAAAGUAAUCUUUUCUUUUUUUCUCCAUGGAGACAGGCCGACACCAAGACAAAGGGCCAGAAGCCUGGGAAAGGACAGUAGGUGUUAACCUGGGGGUGCGCCAGAGAUUUCAAGGGGUGCGCGGAAUUUUGUUUGUGUUGAGGUUGUGACCAAAAUUCUGCUAGUGAACAUUAUAACUAGGUCAAAUCAAAACCAAAUUAAAACCUGUUUCGGUCCCCAAGUCAAGACAUUAAGGUAUUGAUUAAUGUCUCAAGAAAAAAAGCAUUGUAAUUAAUCACUUAAAUCAGUUUUUUUGUGCGUACACGUGUAGACGUUCGGGAUGGGGGUGCGUGGCUUGUCUUGGGCACAGGUAAGGGGGUGCUUUAAGAAAAAAAGGUUAAGAACCACUGUGUUAGUUUGUCUUUCAUUAUUAUUACAUUACACUUACAUGUAGCUGACACCUUU
Messenger RNA from Engraulis encrasicolus (European anchovy), 3921 nucleotides. Its product is annotated as tripartite motif-containing protein 16-like protein. The record is from RefSeq and is a predicted model, not a curated record. Lineage: Eukaryota; Metazoa; Chordata; Actinopteri; Clupeiformes; Engraulidae. The coding region runs from base 35 to 1552 and encodes 505 amino acids. The transcript is spliced from 6 exons. Gene Ontology annotation, molecular function: protein binding.